AUGUCUUCCACCAUCAAGCAACCACCUUCAACACCACCAGCCCAAGAUCAACAACCCACCGCCCCACUCUCCAACAACACCCUCUUCACAACCCUCUGCCCCUCCUACGAAACAGCCUUCACCGACCUCCCCACCCGCGACAACUCCCUUGACUGGCUUCUCGCCAAGCUCGACGACCGCGACACCUUCCCGCCACACCCCCGCCCUUGGAUCCAUAACGCUUUACCUCCCCGCCUCCAGCGGAAACACAUUCUCGACAUAGGCAGCGGCACCGGCCGCCCCAUCUGCUCUGCUCUCGCCGAAGCAGGCCAUUCCGUCCUGGGAAUUGACCUAUGCCCGGCGAUGGUCGAGUUUGCAAAGAAAAACGUCACUUCAUUGUAUCCCGAUGGAAGGCGAGUUCCGCAGGAGAAGGCGCUAAGGGCUAAGCGCGAGAGCUGGGAGGAGGGAGAUCCGGCCGGGUAUCACGCGGUGACGGCAUAUUUCUCCUUGCUGGCCGGGUUUGAGACGCAGAAGGAGAUUCGGGAAGUGAUCAAGAAGGCGUGUUGGUGGUUGAGAGAGGGCGGGCUGUUUGUGUUCGGGACGGUGCCGAUGGAUGUCGAGGGGGAGGUGAUCGAGUGGAUGGGAAAGCCGGUGACUGUGUCGAGUUUAAGUCGGGACAAGGUGUUGAAAGCGGUUAGGGAGGUAGGGUUUGAAGUCGAGUGGGAGGUGACGAGGAAAUUUAAGCCGAAGGCGGUAGAGGCGGGGAUCUUGAAGCCUGAGGAUGCGGAAAAGGCGUGGGAGGAGGAGCAUUUGUUUGUUUAUGCGGUUAAGACGUGGUAUCCGGAUGAGUAG
Messenger RNA from Sordaria macrospora k-hell, 831 nucleotides. Lineage: Eukaryota; Fungi; Ascomycota; Sordariomycetes; Sordariales; Sordariaceae. The record is from RefSeq and is a predicted model, not a curated record.